AAUGGCUGUUUCCUAGCACUAUCUUCACGAUACCUUUCCCCCCUGUCUCUUCUCAUAACUCAUAAGUGCAUAGCUUGCUUUGUGCCACCAAAUUAAAAGGUCAAAUCUUUGUGCCACCAGAAGAUCAAAUCAGAGAUGGCAAAUACUAGUGUUGCAGAAGGUGCAGUGAGGACGCUCCCUGACAAUCUCAAGUUGGUCACCGUACUGAGCAUCGAUGGUGGCGGCAUCAGAGGGAUCAUCCCGGCCACCAUCCUCGCCUUCCUAGAAGCGAAGCUCCAAGAACUGGAUGGACCAGAUGCUCGUAUUGCAGACUACUUCGACGUCGUCGCUGGCACUAGCACCGGCGGUCUCUUGACGGCGAUGCUCACAGCCCCGGACGCUAACGAACGACCACUGUUCGCUGCCAAGGACCUGGCGCGGUUCUACAUUCAGCACUCACCCAAAAUCUUCCGACACAAGAGUGGUAUGAGGUCCAAGCUCGCUAGCACGCUGAGGAUGGCGUGUGGGCCCAAGUACGACGGCAAGUACCUCCAUGGGCUGCUCCGACGGUACCUUGGUAAUACGAGGCUGGACAGGACGCUGACCAAUGUUGUCAUUCCGACCUUCGACAUUGCGUACCUGCAACCGACGAUUUUCUCCAGCUUUGAGUUGAAGCACCGGCCGUGGAAAAAUGCGCUUCUGUCAGACAUAUCGAUGAGCACCUCGGCAGCGCCCACCUUCUUCCCGCCGCACUACUUCGAGACCAAGGACGAGAAUGGCAGGAGGAGGGGCUUCAACCUCGUCGAUGGUGGGAUCGCUGCGAAUAACCCUACUCUGUGCGCGAUGAACCAGGUGUCUCAGGACAUCAUCCUCGGCGACGACGACUUGUUCCCGGUGAUGCCGGCGGACUACGGCAAGUUCAUGGUGAUCUCCCUCGGCUGCGGGUCGAACCGGAACCGCAGGUACUGCGCCAAGGCCGCCGCCAAGUGGGGCGUCUUCAGCUGGCUCUUCAAGGACGGCAACGCUCCCAUCAUCGACAUGUUCAACUCCGCCAGCGCCGACAUGGUCGACAUCAACCUCUGCGUCCUCUUCAGGGCCCUGCGCUCCAGCCAGAACUACCUGCGCAUCCAGUAUGAUCAGCUGACGGGCAGCGCGGGCUCCAUAGACGACACCUCCAAGGAGAACAUGGAUAGGCUGGUGAGAAUCGGGAACAAGCUCCUGGACAUGAACGUCUCCCGGGUGGACCUGGAGACUGGCCGGAUCGUGGAGGUGCCCGGUGCAGGGACCAACGCCGAGCAGCUCGCCAAGUUCGCCAAGCAGCUUUCUGACGAGCGACGCCGCCGGCUCCAGGACGAGCUUACUAGUUCCGAACCCGAAGUAGAAUUCCAUGUCCAACAUCAAGCUUGGUACGGUGACUCUCCUAGUACAGUAGAGGUGGGGGAUCUUGUGCCCGGAGGAGGAGAAGAGGGAGUCGUUGCUACAUACGAAAGUUGCAUGGCGCAUGGAGGCUGCUGCUCAAGUGAUGUGGCGGCUUCAGAGCUAGAAGCCGUCGUCUUCGGAAACAUGUGGAACAGCUGGGGAGAAGCAGCUGGCUUCGGUUUGCAUCUGCAGGACGUCUGAUGGAGUGAGUCCCUGGGUGCUGCUGCUUCGCUCGGUGGAUAGUCUGAUGAUAGUUACUCUAUGUUAAUGUUAAAGUUGUUCAGUCUGAUGAUCUCUUCGCUCGGUAAACUUUACCGCUUCAAACCAAACAGGCCCACGGUUCAGAUGGUAUACCCAUUGUCAGCAACCAGAAGGCUACCCGGGCCACAUCUAUUGGUGGCUGACCGCGUCUGACCGUGUAUGUGUGGAUGUGGGCUUGAGAGUCGGCUUCGGCUGUUGGGUUGGGCCGUUGGCCUUGUAAUGUCGGUUGUAGGCGCGGGGUUAUAAGCGCAGGGUGGAGUCACCGGGAAGGCAUCGAACCUGAGAACCAUUCUGUAACUGAAUUCCAUCUCAUCUCA
Molecule: messenger RNA, 1976 nt
Organism: Sorghum bicolor (sorghum)
Lineage: Eukaryota; Viridiplantae; Streptophyta; Magnoliopsida; Poales; Poaceae
Product: patatin-like protein 2
Exons: 5
Coding region: 136-1599 (487 amino acids)
Biological process (GO): lipid metabolic process
Molecular function (GO): monoacylglycerol lipase activity; glycerophospholipase activity
Source: RefSeq, a predicted model, not a curated record